Messenger RNA from Humulus lupulus (European hop), 2645 nucleotides. RefSeq lists its product as uncharacterized. The record is from RefSeq and is a predicted model, not a curated record. The transcript has 3 exons. Bases 739 to 2286 code for a protein of 515 amino acids. Lineage: Eukaryota; Viridiplantae; Streptophyta; Magnoliopsida; Rosales; Cannabaceae.
CCAUCUAUCCUCGUAUGACCAAGGGUAUAUCUCGUAAUUACCUUCACAUUCUGAGCCCUUUUUCGUUAUUUCUAAUUCUUUGAUGCCUCUUCUUACAAAAAAAAAAAAAAAGCUAACCCUAAUCUUGUCCCUUUUUUUAAUCGCCGCCACGAUUUUCGAUCUGAAACUUUUCUCGAUCAAUUUGAUCUCAAAUCUUCGCUUGCAUCUCCAAAUCGACCUGGUAUUCGAUUUCUUUUCUUCCUCUAUCGAUUGAUUCCAAUUUUAUCAUUACCCGCUGUUUCCUUCUAAUUCUAGGGUUAGGGUUCCGAAACAUGCUCGAUCCGCGAUUAGAUUCACAGAUCUGAGAAAAAUUGUUCAUAGUUAGAGAUUCUGGGUUCUGUGUAUUCGUUUUCGUUUCGAUUUCGUACCGAUUUUUCGAUUUUUCUUUCUGGGUUUCUGUAUUUUGAUUAUUUAUUGUCUGAUUUUUUUAUUUAUUCAUAGGCUUUGGUGAAAUUGUAUGCGGGUAUCGCUGAUUUUGUACAUGAACGGGGUUGUAUUUUCUAGGAUUUUCUUGGAAUUUGAAAUCUAGGGUUAGGGUUUCCAGAAAUUUGGGGCUUUUUUGCCUUUUUAAUUGAAUUGGGGGAAAGUCUAUAUUCCUGGAAAAUCAACGGUUUUGUUCGUUAUUGCCGCCAAAUUUUAGCUCCAAUCUUCCGAUCGAACAGUACCAUUUCGUGGAGAUUUCUUUUGAGUUUAUUAAAUAUGGUACAGAAGCGACCAUAUGAUGAGGAAGAAAUUUUCAAGGUUUCUUUCAAGCACCCAAGACAGGUUGAAGACAGCAAACAACUUUUCUCAUUCUCAGAAUCUGUUUUUUCUGAGAGCGCAUCAGAGAUGCCAAAAACUUUAGAGGAUGGAUUCACAAAUGCUGAUAGCAAAGGUGAUGGAAAGUUUUCCGGUGACAUUGUUACUGAUCUUCCAAAAGAUUAUGAGGACAUUGAAACAAGUGCACCUGUUUCCAUCUCAUCAUCAUGGCCCUCCAGUAGUACCAGUGAAGAAGAUUCUAUCCCAGAAGCAUACUUUCACAUGUCUUUUUUCCCACAAUAUUUUAUUCCCGAACGUCCGAUUAGGACAUUAGCUCACUGUGAGGACAUUUAUUCUUUACUUUUUAAUCACCCUUCUCGGAAGUCAGUACCAAUUGGAUCAGAUCAUCAAGCUGAAGUUCCACCUUGGGGUCAACAGGGCACCUGUAAGAUCUCAUGUUGUUCCUAUCUUUCAGAGGGAGUUUUAAAACCUGAAUUUGAGGAUGAACAGAGAAUUAUUGGUAAGUGCGUCAUUCCAAUGCCUGAUUUUGCUUCACCUGUAUAUACUGAUCCGAAAAUUGGGAGUGGGAGAACUGAUUGCAAUUGUGAAGAUGAGGGUUCUCUCAGUUGUGCUAGAAAACACAUUAUGGAAGCUAGAGAAGAACUUGUAAAAUCUCUUGGGCUGGAGAUGUUAAUGGAGCUAGGUUUUUGUGACAUGGGAGAACAAGUAGCCCAAACUUGGAGUGAAGAAGAUGAACAUGCAUUCGAUCAAGUUGUCUCCUCCAACCAAGCUUCCAUGGGCAAAAGUUUCUGGGACAAGCUGUCCUUUGUCUUUCCCUCCCGGACUAAGAAGGAGAUUGUCAGUUACUAUUUCAAUGUCUUUAUGCUUCGUAAGCGAGCUGAGCAGAAUAGAUAUGAUCCAAAAAAUAUUGACAGUGAUAAUGACGAGUGGCAGGGAAGUGAUGAUUUUGGUGACAAUGAAAAUGAAAUGACCGAGGACGAUGAUGAUUCAGUUGUUGAGUCUCCAGUAUAUGGAGAUGGCAUUUGGAACCGGGAAGAUAAUUUGCAGUGCAAUGAGCAUAUUGCUGAUGAUACUUUUGAUGAUAAUAUUAAUUCUGAUUCUAAUAAUGGGGGUGUUGACCAAAGUUCAGAAGAAACAUUCCCUGAGAAGCUCAAUCGUUCCAGUCCUGUAGUUCAACUUGAGAAUAAAAUUGCUUCAGAUGAGAAACAAGAUAGAGAGUGUCAAGACGAUUCAUGUACAUCCUCUGAUGCAGGAGGGCCAUCACUAAGGAACCACAUGCAUUGUGAAAAUGGCAAUUGUGGCUUUAGGAGCUUUAGUAGCAAUGGAUAUGUUUUGGAGCCUUGUGAUUCUAAAGAUUGGGAAUUGGGAUAUAUGACAUGCUCUAGAAAUAAGGUUGACUUCUUGCCAACUUGCAAUAUGAUUGAAGAGGUUUUCGGAGAAGAGACCUUGAAUCGCAAGGUUAGAGAUGGAAAAAACUUAACUUUUUGAGAGACGCAGUCAGGCUUUUCAAGUCCUCUGUCGCCAGAAAGCGCUCAGAAAAAUACGAGUUUAGCUUUCAUUUUGCACAUUACACACACAAAGAAAGAGGGGAAUGGUAAGCCUCGUUGCUAAUGUAAGGUAGUGUACUAUAAAGCGAUUUGUUUAGUUCUCAUUUAUAUUUGUUUAAGCUUAUUCUGGAAUUAGAAAAUUCCAAUCACACCUUAAAGAACACAGAAGAGGGUAUACUUUGUAAGGCUUCCCCUUGUUGGGGAGUGGGCUAGUUGACAAACAAGAUAUACUGAUUGCAAGAGAUGGAACUUUUCAUAUAUAUAUAUAAUGAGUUAAGAUAAAGAAGAAUCAUCUCUCAA